AUGAGUAAUAUGUCUACAAGUAGCAAUGAUGAAAAGUACAUAAAGUUCAAAAAGGAAAAUCUCAUGGGUGCUUUGAAAAGAAAUAAUAAAUAUAUAAAAAGAAACGAUUCAGCUAGUUCUGUUAAUGAAUCUGUUGAAAAUGAAAAUAAAAAGACUUAUAGAUGCUAUCACUGCAAGAGAAAAGUGGAAGAUGUAUUAAUUUUGUCUUGUAAACAUUUAAUAUGUCUUAUAUGUUCUAGCAUACAAUUAGAAGAGAAUUAUAAAAAGUUUUUAGAAAAAUUCAUGAACACAAAGAGUAUUGAAAAUAAUAAAAAUGAGAAAAGUCAUCAUAUUGAUGAAUGUUUUGAUAAUUAUAAAGAUAUGAUAAAAAAUAAAAUAACAUACAAUAAUAUAAAUGAUGAAAAAAAUGAUUUGUUUAAUAAUGAUAUGAUAGUAGAUAAUAUGUACAAGAAAGAUAAAGUUGGUUUUAUUACUUGUAAAUUAUGUAAUAUUAAAAAUAAACUAUCAUUAGAAUCUAUAGAAAUAUUAACAAAAGUCGGAUUGUUUUCUCGUAAUAUUUUAAAUGUUCAUAAAUUUUUUUUUAAUAAACUUGGUUAUGAAGAGAAUGAUAAUAUUAAUUUAAAACACAAUACUAUAGAGAAUGAUGAGAAAAAGAAAUUUCUUUUAUUAAAAAAUAAAUAUAAUUAUAUAAAUGAUCAAAUGGAUGAUUUAGAGAAAUAUUCUUAUAUAUGUAAUAUUUGUUCUUAUAAUGAAGCUAUUAUAUAUUGUAAAGAUUGUGUAGAAUAUUUAUGUAAAGAAUGUUGUGAUAAUAUUCAUGAAAUGGAUGUACUUAGAAAAAAAGCCAAUUUAAAAGUUGAAAAAGCACAUGAAUAUUAUGAAAUAGAAAAAUCAUGUUAUCAAUUAAAAAAAUUAGUUAAGGCACCUAAAAAGUUUUUAAAUAUAACCAAAGAAGAUAUAGAUAUUAUGUAUAAUACUGAUGAAGAAAGUUAUACUACUUAUGGGGAUAAUAAUGGAAAAUAUAAAAUAUAUGAUAAUAAUAAUAUUAAGAGUAAGAAUAAAAAUUAUUGUUAUAAAGAUGACCCAUCCAAAAAAAUAAAUAUAUACAAUGACAAUUGUGAAAAUGAUAAAAAUAUUCAUGUGGACAUAUUUGAUGAACUUCAUAUGAAUGAUUCAGAUUUUGAUACAUAUGAUGAAGAACAUUUUUAUAGGAGACAAAAAUUUUUUUUAGAUAAAGAAGAAAAAAAAAGAAAAAAUCUCCUUCUUUCUAAAAAAUUAAAUGGUCUUGUUGAAAAUAUGAAAAAUGAGAGUUCUUAUGAAAGUGAUGUUUCAUCUAAGUAUGGAACGGAUGGCUCCAUAAGAGAUGAUAAAACAAACGUAUUAUUAAAAUUGAAGAAAAAAAAAAAAAAAAAAAUGGUACAUAUGAGAAGAGAAAAUAAAUUACAUAAUAUAAAAAAAAAAAAUGUAAAUGAUCUAAUAAGUAUUAAAAAUAAUGAUGAUAAUAAUAUUAGUGAUGAUGACAAUGUAGGGAGAAGAAAUCAUAGAAUUUAUUCAAACGGAUUAUAUAAUAAUAAUAAUAAUUUGGAUAAUAUAAAAUAUCUUAAAAAUAUUAACAACAUAAAAAGUAAUAAUUUAAGAAAUGAUACAUAUAUUUUUUCUAAUAGCACAACUGUAGAUAUGAUAUCUUUAGAUGAUGAAUCUUUAUAUUCAGAUAAUGAACUUAAAGAAAUUGGUAUUACAAAUAUUCAUAAGGAAAUAUGUGAAAAAAAAAAAAAUAAAACAAUAGAAAAUAUAAAUAAUGAUAUUCUUAAUAAUAAACAGUUUACAGUUAUAGAAAAUGUUCGAUGUAGUGAACAUUAUAAUUAUCCAAUACAAUAUUUUUGUCAUACUUGUUUGUCAUUAUGUUUCUGUUCAGAAUGUGCAAUAAAUGGAAUACAUACAAGUAAUUGUAAUAUAGAAAAUAUUAACACAGCAUUUAUAACAGUAUUAAAUAAUUAUUUAAUACAAUGGAAUGAAAUUAUAAAUGAAUUAAUAAAUGACUUAGAAAAGAAUUUUUAUGAAUCUCUUGAAGAUGUAAAAAAUGAUUGGUCAGCACAUUUAAGUGAGUGUUAUUAUAAUUUAAAUACUAAAGUAAAUUAUAUUUUUAAUAAUCUUGUUAAAAAAGAAAAAGAAAUAUUUGAUGAAUUUGAUACAUAUAUAGAGAAAUUCAAAAAUGAUAAUUUACAAUAUAUAGAAUUAUUAAAUUCGAAAUAUGAAGAUAUAGAAAAAUCAAUUAAUUUAAUACGUCAAAAUAAAUUUCAUACAAAUCCAAUUGAUAUAAUUAAGUUUUAUACAAAUAACAUUGACAUUAUAGAUAAGACUAUUUUAUUAAAUAAUGAUUUUAAACCUAUACAAGAUUUAUCAAAAAUUAGAGAAAGCAAAAUUUUCUAUAUGGAUUUUUAUGCAUCACAAAUUAAUAGCUAUCUUAAAUAUCUACAGGCAUAUUUAAACGAAAGCAAUAUGUUAGACUCAAAAUAA
This is a messenger RNA of Plasmodium gaboni, 2514 nucleotides long. Its product is annotated as putative tripartite motif protein. Bases 1 to 2514 code for a protein of 837 amino acids. Lineage: Eukaryota; Apicomplexa; Aconoidasida; Haemosporida; Plasmodiidae. The transcript has 2 exons. Gene Ontology annotation, molecular function: zinc ion binding. The record is from RefSeq and is a predicted model, not a curated record.